CAAGGGGGAAGGGAUGUCUGCUGCAGUGGCAGGGAUGGGUUGGGAAUGCCUUCUCUCCCAACCUCUCCCUGCAGCCCAGGUGACAGGGCUCUUGCUCAGGGAGGACUCACACACAGACAACAGUGAUCCCCUAUGGAACUUUGCUCAAAAUAAAUCUUACUCUAGCUCUAGUAUAUAAAGCACAUGAAAGCAGACCUGUCCUAAUGGAAGCAGUGCUGGAGGUGGGGCUCCCCCCACCACUCAUUCCCUUUGUCCCUGCAAGGUGCUCAAAGAAUUGCAGCUUGGGGAUGUCUGAGUUUCUUCAACCCACUUAUUUAACAGAUGGAAAGGAGCUCAGUGAGCUGAAUAGAAUGGCUAGAUUAGAAAUGUAGGGAGUCAUAAAAAGACCAAGAUUUAGAGAGGCAAAGAGGGAAGCAGAUGGUUAGUCUAUAUUCAUUAAACACCCACUGAAGAAUAAAUCAAAAGAGGCUUAGAUUCCUUGAAAUAGGUCUAAACUGGCUCGGCGCCUAUAGCUCAAGUGGCUAAGGCACCAGCCACAUACACCAGAGCUGGUGGGUUCAAAUCCAGCUUAGGCCUGCCAAAUAGCAAUGACAACUACAACCAAAAAAUAGCUGGGCGUUGUGGCAGGCACCUGUAGUCCCAGCUACUUGGGAGGCUGAGGCGAGAGAAUUGCUUAAGCCCAGGAGUUGGAGGUUGCUAUGAGCUGUGAUGCCAUAGUACUCUACCCAGGGUGACAGCUUGAGACUCUGUCUCAAAAAAAAAAAAAGAAAGAAAAAAGAAAUAGGUCUAAACUCAGGUAUAGAUUGAAAACACAACAAAUCAGGGUCAAAGCAACAGUGGCCCAGGGAAUUGCUUUUCACUAAAUGCAGUUAGGAAAACCAGAUCCCAAUAUAAAGAAAAAAAUCCAGAAACUUCCCCCUUAGGCCUCUACAUUGCAUAGGCCCACUGCCAAAAACAUUCACUCAAUUAUAUGAUAAUAGUCAAAUAUAGAAUGAAUCAAUCAAAAACACAGAGCAUGAAGUUCUGUCUUGUUCUGGGGUAUAUACAGAUAAUGGGAGUUCAUGAGGAAGCAGAAGCCCACCAAAGCUGAGGCCUGAGACCCCAAACCCAUCCUUCAGAAGAAAAAUUGUCAAAUGCAUGAUGGUCUAAGCAGAGAACGUAGUCCCCUACACUCUGGCUGGCAAUGGACUUUCCUAGAGGAAGGUUCGUAGCUUUCAGCAGAUUGUCCGAGAGUUCCAUGACCCUAAUAAGUUUCAGAACCCUGCCAGGGUGGACGGCAGUUUCCUAAGGGGUGAGGGGUAGAGCAGGUAAACAUCUGACUAAAUUCUCUGCUUUGAGCUGCCUUGCGGAAGAAGCAGCAGUGGAACAUGGAAGUCCACAAGAAGGGGAAACUACCUAGAAUCACAGAGCCUGACCCGUCUUUAUUUUUCUGUGCAUACAACUGUCCCCAACAGGUAUAAUGAGUAUGCAUAGUUUGUUGGCGUCUAUGGUACCGAUGGCCAAAAGGAUGACAAAGCCAGAGCUGACCUGGAGAUGUUCACCUACAUUGGCUGGCAGCAUAGGCCCUUCGGUUUUAUUUUAUUUGUUUGUCUGUUUGCUUGCUUAUUUCUUGAGCCAGAGUCUCACUUUUUUGACCUUGGCAGAGUUCCAUGGCAUCAUGUUCACAGCAACCUCAAACCUCUUGGGCUUGAACAAUCCUCUUGCCUCAGCCUCCCAAGUAGGUAGGACUAUAGGUGCCUGCCACAACGCCCAGCUAGUUUUUCUAUUUUUAGUAGAGAUGGGGUCUUACUCUUGCUCAGGCUGGUCUCGAAUUCCUAGGCUCAAGGAAUCUACCCUCCUCAGCCUUCCAGAGAGCUAAGAUUACAGGUGUGAGCCACCACACCCAGCCUGUCCUUGGCCUUUAGUUGUGCCCAGGAGAGAAGAUAAUGUCUUAGGUCCUCUCAGGGUAGGCAAUUGGAACUGAGAUCUCCAUCUCAACCCUCAAAGGGACACAGCCCAGUGAAAGAGUGGGCUAAAAAAACAUCCAGACCUCCCUCUACGGGAGUAUAGUAGUAAAUGUCCCAGUGCAAGUGACUACAGAGCUAGAUAAAAAUGGUGUUUUUUCAAAAGCAUUGAAUUGGCAAGAAAUUCUCUAAUUUCUUGAAUUUUUCCAAGAAAUUCUCCACUGUACAAAAGCAUGGUGAUUACAGUCAUCUGGGGGAAAAGUGUGCUUGUCAUCAGUUUUUGCCUUAAGAGUAUCUGCCACACAAAACCCAGAUGAACUUCAGCUAUCAGUCAGUUACAGUGCUUGUGCAGUGGGGGAGACCAGAGAUAAAGCCUGGGACCACCGUACAUAAUGCUGGGAUUCCAAGCAGCAGACUCUUACUAUUAGGGUGAACAAAAGGAAAUUUGUCAUGAAGAAGGACAGGAACAAAAAAGAAUGAAAUUUUUAAAAAAUCAAUUCAAAGGAAGGCAAGAAAAGAAAAAAAAAAGAAACAAAAAAAAAGACAACAAAAAGUGUAAAAUAAGAUGGUAGCAAUAAAUCCAAGUAUAUCGGUAAUCAUAAUAAAUGUAAAUAGUAUGAAUCCGUUAGUUAAGAAUCAAAAGGUAUAUAAAACAAAAUACAGUUAUAUCCAAUUUUUAGGAGAUUAACUAACAAGUAAUGACCCAGAAAGGUUGAAAAUAAAAGGAUGGAAAAAGGAUAUAGAAGGCAAUCCCAAACAAAAGAAAGCUGAUAUAGCUUUAUUGAUGUCAGACAAAAUAUUCUUUAAGGUGAAAAGCUUUAUUUUAGUUAAAAGAGGGCCACUACAAAUGGCAAAAUGUUUAAUGUAGGAAGAUAUAAUAAUUCUGAAUUCAUGUGUACCUAAUAACAUGGCCUCAAAAAACCUGGGGAAAAAACUAGCGUAACUAGGAGAAAAACCUAAUCUUCCCUUUAUGGUGAGAGAAUUUAACACAUUUCAUUCAAUAUUUGAAAGCUUAAGUAGACCAAAACUUUGUAAGAAUGAACAAUUUAGAAAGUUUGAAUAAACAUUUAAUAAGCUCAAGCUAUAAUCUGGAGCUAAUGAAUCUGCAAAGAAACUUACUUCAAUCACUUAGCAAGUUUAUACCUAUACUUCUUUUCUUUUUUCUUUUUUAAGAGACAGACCUGCCCAAGCUACAUGAUCAUAGCUCACUGCAGACUUGAACUCCUGGGCUCAAGUGAUCCUCCAGCCUCAGCCUCCAGAGUAGCUAGGACUAUAGGCAUAUGCCACUGAGCCUGGCAGCAAAUACAAGCUGUGUUCUUCUCAAGCACACAUAGAAUAUCUGUAAAAACCUAGGCCAGCAGGGCCUCUCCUCCAUGGUCCUGUCAGCACUGUUUCGGGAACCAGGAGGUGAGGCCGGGCCACGCUCGGACUCUUCGAGCCUCUAGUCUGUCACUGGGGAUGGUGGGCCAAUUCCGCAGCCACGUGUGGGAUCCGUUGCUGAUCCUGUCGCAGAUCGUCCUCAUGCAAGCCGUCUAUUACGGCUCGCUAGGCCUGUGGCUGGCGCUAGUGGACGGGCUAGUGCGAAGCAGUCCCUCGCUGGACCAGAUGUUCGAUGCGGAGAUUCUGGGCUUUUCCACCCCUCCAGGCCGGCUCUCCAUGAUGUCCUUCGUCCUCAAUGCCCUUACCUGUGCCCUGGGCUUGCUGUACUUCCUCCGGCGAGGGAAGCAGUGUCUGGAUUUCACUGUCACUGUCCAUUUCUUUCACCUCCUGGGCUGCUGGUUCUACAGCUCCCGUUUCCCCUCAGUGCUGACCUGGUGGCUGGUCCAAGCUGUGUGCAUUGCACUCAUGGCUGUCAUCGGGGAGUACCUGUGCAUGCGGACGGAGCUCAAGGAGAUCCCCCUCAACUCAGCCCCUAAAUCCAAUGUCUAGAAUUGAGCCCUUUGGAUACUCUGCUGGCACUUGGGCCCUUGGGUUGCUCAGACUCUUCAGAUGAGGUCCAGCCCAUGUCUGAGAGGAACCCUGGAAAUGUGAAGUUCUCUGUUGGUGUGGGAAAGACAGUGAGACCCUGUCAAGAAGGCAGGUAGCAGUCAGGAUGACAGCUCUAAGAAUGGCCUCUGUUUUCUGAAGCCUUGAUAUCUGGGAGGUCAGGAAAAUGACCUCUUUAAGGGUAAUAACAGACUUGGAACCAUGCCACUCUUGAGCCACCAUAACUCACCAGCCUCUUAUUUUUAAAAAGAAAAAAAUCAAGGAUAUCUGAUUGGAGCAAACCACUCUUCUGAUCAUCUGUCUUACCUCCUUGGGACAGCUGUUACCUUUGCCAUAUUCCCGAACCACAGCAGUUCAGUUUGGAGAAACACUUGGUUUCUGGAUCCAUAGCCAGGGAAAGAAAUGUAGGUGUAAUGUAUUAGGCUGCUGUCAGGGAGACGAUGGCAGAUGGAGGCAUCAAACACAAGGAAAACGCACAACCUGUGUCCUGUUACAUGGAUGUGAGUGUGCAUCCAAGAACCAUGACUUUCUUCCAGAUUGCUCUACUGAGUCCCCACCCUGCUGCCAGUUCUCAACACAGCAAGCCAUAGAACCCAAGGAAGAAUCCCAGCAUCACUCUUGUUCUAACCCUCAUCAGAGAGACAAUGCCUGUUCUCUAUUGACCAGGCAACCCAGCUCCCCUUGGACCCCAUUGUUUUUCCUGCCUUAUUUGAAAUUCUGUGGUGGGAAGGUAGGGAUGGGUACCCAGAGACAAGAAGCCCAAACUUCCAACCUGGGCUGGACUGAUAAUGGACUGAGGGAGAUAGAAUUUGCUGCUAAGAUUUUUCUUUAGGGUAGAGUUUCCUCCUAUGAGGGGCUUGCAGUCUUUCCUAUGUACCUAAAGACAGUAUUUUCCAUGAAAAAAAAAAAAAAAGAAUAUCUGUAAAAACUUGUAAGUAAUACACCAGCAAGUGUUGUUCAGUGCCUGUCAAAGAAUCAGUGUCAUGCUAUGUUGUAUGACCAAAAUGAAAUAAGACUAGAAAUCAAUACAAAAAUGGUGAAAACAAUGCAUACAUUUGGUAACUUAAAAAGCAUACUUACGGCUCGGUGCCUGUGGCUCAAGCGGCUAAGGCACCAGCCACAUACACCUGAGCUGGCAGAUUCGAAUCCAGCCCAGGCCUGCCAAACAACAAUGACGGCUGCAACCAAAAAAAUAGCCGGGCGUUGUGGCGGGCGCCUGUCCCAGCUACUUGGGAGGCAGAGGUAGGAGACUCGCUUGAGCCCAGAAGUUGGAGGUUGCUGUGAGCUGUGAUACUACGGCCCUCUACCCAGGGCGACAGCUUGAGGCUCUGUCUCAAAAAAUAAAUAAAUAAAUAAAAAAUAAAAGGCAUACUUACAUGUGGAUCAAGAAACAAAACUAUAAUAGAAAUUGUUAGGCCAGGCGCGGUGGCUUACACCAGUAAACCUAGCACUCUGGGAGACCAAGGCAGGUGGAUUGCUUCUCACGAGUUCAAGACCAGCCUGAGCAAGAGUGAGACCUCGUCUCUAAAACCCGCCAGCUUUUGUGGUGGGUGCCUGUAGUCCCAGGUACUUUGGAAGCUGGGGUAAGAGAAUCGCUUGAGCUCAAGAAUUUCAGGUUGCUGUGAGCCGUGAUGCCACUGCACUCUACCGAGGGCAAUAAAGUGAAACUCUGUCUCAAUAAAAAAUAAAUAAAUAAAUAAAAAGACUAAUAGCAUCCAGGUAUGGUGGCUCAUAAUCCUAGCAGUUUGGGAGGCUGAGGUAGGAGGAUAAUUUGAGGCCAGGAGUUCAAGACCAGCCUGGGCAACAGAGUGAGAACCUGUCUAUACAAAAAAAACCUUUUUUGGCUGGGAAAUGGCUCACACCUGUAAUCCUAGCACUCUGGGAGGCUGAGGCGGUUGGAUUGCUUGAGCUCAGGAGUUUGAGACUGUCCUAAGUCAUAACAGGAUCCCAUCUCUACUAAAAUCAAUCAAUCAAUCAAUCUAGCCCAGCACAAUGGUGCUUGCCUCUAGUCCCAGCUACUCAGGAGGCUGAGGCAGAGGGAUUGCUCAGGGCCAGAAGUUUGAGGUUGCUGUGAGCUGUGGCAUGAGGGUACUCUACCCAGGGCAACAGAGUGAGAUUCUGUCUCAAAAAAAACCAUUUCUUUUUGGUAAUACAGAGUCUUACUCUGUUGCCCUAAUCUAGAGUGCCAUGGCAUCAGCCUAGCUCACAGAAACCUCUAA
Nycticebus coucang (slow loris) is the source of this 6148-nucleotide messenger RNA. Its product is annotated as protein SYS1 homolog. The record is from RefSeq and is a predicted model, not a curated record. The transcript has a single exon. Lineage: Eukaryota; Metazoa; Chordata; Mammalia; Primates; Lorisidae. Bases 3402 to 3872 code for a protein of 156 amino acids. Gene Ontology annotation, cellular component: Golgi membrane; trans-Golgi network. Gene Ontology annotation, biological process: protein localization to Golgi apparatus; Golgi to endosome transport; Golgi to plasma membrane protein transport.